This is a messenger RNA of Opisthocomus hoazin, 629 nucleotides long. NCBI's taxonomy places the organism in Eukaryota, Metazoa, Chordata, Aves, Opisthocomiformes, Opisthocomidae. The record is from RefSeq and is a predicted model, not a curated record.
UAGACUAGAACCAGCUGAACGGCAUAACACUAUACCAUGCUUCGCAGUGUCCUAGGAAAAACCUUUCGAUUUCUUGGGUAUACUGUGCAAUAUGGCUGCAUGGCGCAUUGUGCCUUUGAGUACCUUGGAGGAAUUGUUGUGUGUUCUGGACCUUCCAUGGAACCAACCAUUCAAAAUUCUGAUAUUGUCUUUUCGGAGAACCUUAGCCGCCACUUUUAUUGUAUUCGAAAAGGAGAUAUUGUAAUUGUGAAAAGCCCAAAUGACCCCAAAUCAAAUAUCUGUAAAAGAGUAAUUGGCUUGGAAGGGGAUAAAGUCUGCACAAGCAACCCUUCAGAUUUCCUUAAGAGUCACAGCUAUGUGCCUAAAGGACAUGUUUGGUUAGAAGGUGAUAAUCUCAGGAAUUCUACAGAUUCCAGGUGCUAUGGACCUGUUCCUUACGGACUGAUAAGAGGACGCAUUUGUUUUAAGAUAUGGCCUCUGAAUGACUUUGGAUUUCUACGUGCAAGCCCCAAUGGCCAUAGAUUUCUUGAUGAUUAAAAGAUUUAAGUGACUAUUGCCAGCUUUCAUAAUAUUUUCUACUAAAAUCAAUGGAACUAUUUUUGUUUAGAAUAAACACAAAUUUUACUUGA